GACAUUGUCUAAAUCUUCUCUUCUUUGGCGGCUCCGUAGCGAUUGCGCGAACUAUCUCAAAAAUGAUCGACUUUACUCCGCAUUUCGUGUGAACAAACUUUUGGAAAAUUCCGUUCGCUCGGAGAUCGAGAUCAAAGAGAGAGAGAGAAAGAAAGAGAGAGAGACAGACUGACAGACAAAAAAAAGGAAGAGAGACUGACCACACGCGUAACAGGCGGGGGUCAAAUAACUGUUUCGCGAAAGGUGCGAAAUGGAACGUCAUCACCGUGUAUCACGAAUACGUGCACGUAUGAAUGUGCGAAAAGUACAUAAAUGUUCAUGAAGCAAUUGGUGAGAAUCGCAGUCUGCUGCGGCACGAAAUGUGGUUCGCAUCGAUCUUUUUCGCGUUUUUCAACUUGUUCUUUCUGGCAAAUUCGUCGACAUGUCCGGAAUCGAAGAAACCGCAUCUCACGAGCUGCACGAUUUUCUACAGCUGCGUAAAUUUACCGGGCGGCGGCUAUGUGUGGGUGCCAUCGAGAUGUAACAAAGGCUUGGUGUUCCAACCGUACUUGCGAAUGUGCGUGGUUCCUGGCGAUAUCUGGACGUGCGACACACUCGCAACCGAGGAGAACGUGAUGAAAUAUGACGCAAAUGAAUAUUCGGGAUAUACGGAGAAUUCGGGACUCUCCGAAACAAUCGACUCAUCCUACGUGAUCGACGAUUUCUCGGAUCCGACGACCGAGGCGGUUACCGCGAUUCCUUUGAUCGAGUUCGAGGAAUCGGAAGGAACAACGCGCGGUGACGAAAACGUGAGGAAUGUGUCGUAUCACAAGGAAGAAAAUUAUUUAUACAACUACAUGAACAGUCAAGAACAAAUGGCGCUGUCACUUAUGCAAAAGUAUAAAAAUAUCAUAGACAUUCAUCAGAAAUGGCUGAACGAGUUGAUGAAUCGUCUGCACGUCUACAAGGAAAUGUCAACUGCGAUCUCGUCUUCUCUGACGUUUCCCGUGAAAAAUAUUACGAUUAUAAAUCCGACUCAAACCGUGACCAUAUUUGCGUCUCACAACCAGAAGCAGAAUCUGUCGCUGAAUUAUCCCGCACAGAGCAUCGAUGAUAAUAAUAAGUCGCAAGGCGACAAACCAAUCGAGACGGAAGACAACAACAAACUCGAAACAGACAAUAUCGCGACAACAACCAGCUCCGUUUCGACAGAGAACACGUUGAAACUGUUGAUCGACAGUCUGGACGUUGACAACAACAUCAUAAGAAUAGACGACGAUAUCGGAACUAGAAAGUAUCUCACGAUCGAGGAUUACAAGACAAUAUCGCACCGAUUGAAGCCACGACACAUCAGCGUCGUGAUGUGCACGAUGAACUUGCGUAUGGCAAACAAGACGAAUUGCAACAAGUAUUACACGUGCGAUCCGAAAACAGCUUCCCUGUCAGAAUACUUUUGUCCGCCGCAUACGGCCUUCAACGCGAACUUGCGAAUUUGCGACAUUGAAAGCGUGAAAACGUGCGGAAUCAACAAAUACCCAACCACGAACGAGAUAAUUGAGCGUGAAAUCACAACGAAGAAAAUGCAAACACAAGAAUCAUCAGAAAGAAAAACGUGCAAAGAAAUCGGCAAGAUAAAAGAUCCCUCCUCAGACUCUCACUACUACAUCUGUUACAACGCGCCGGGAUCAGAUGAAAUCAAGUCAAUUCGAAUGACGUGUCCGAACACUUUGAUAUUCUGUCAGAAUAAAAAAGUGUGCACCACCAAACGACUGUGCGACUCAUCGCGGUAAAGAGCGAAUUACAAAACACGGUUUUCGAGUUUGUAUUUCUUAU
Pseudomyrmex gracilis is the source of this 1812-nucleotide messenger RNA. RefSeq lists its product as uncharacterized. The transcript is spliced from 2 exons. The record is from RefSeq and is a predicted model, not a curated record. Gene Ontology annotation, molecular function: chitin binding. Lineage: Eukaryota; Metazoa; Arthropoda; Insecta; Hymenoptera; Formicidae. The coding region runs from base 294 to 1769 and encodes 491 amino acids. Gene Ontology annotation, cellular component: extracellular region.